AUGUGGUGUAAACAUUUCUUCAAAAUUUCUCAAUGGUCUUCACGAAAUGGUUUGAGAAAUUAUCAUAUUAUAAACCACCGUUCGUUCCAAGAAAUUAAAGAAACUGGGACUAAUAGUUCGCAUAUUAUGAAAUCACCAAGGAUCCUUAUUACAGGUGGUCUCGGGCAACUUGGAACGGAAUGUGCAAAGCUACUUCGUAAAAAUUAUGGGAACGAGAACGUGAUAUUAUCUGACAUAAUCAAGCCGACAGAAGAAAGUUUAUCAAACGGACCCUUUAUUUUCGCCGAUAUUCUUGAUUUUAAGGGGCUGCAGAAAAUCGUAGUAAAUUACAGAAUUGAUUGGCUGAUUCACUUUAGUGCUCUCCUUAGCGCUGUAGGCGAACAAAAUGUUCCCCUGGCUGUGCGAGUCAACAUAGAAGGUAUGCAUAAUGUUAUUGAACUGGCAAAGCAGUAUAAAUUAAGGAUAUUUAUUCCAUCGACAAUUGGAGCAUUUGGUCCAGAUUCACCACGGAAUCCUACCCCAAAUAUAACUAUUCAACGCCCACGAACGAUUUAUGGCGUUAGUAAGGUUCACGCUGAAUUAUUAGGUGAAUAUUAUCACCAUAGAUUCGGUCUUGAUUUCCGAUGUCUUCGAUUUCCGGGUGUCAUCAGCAGUGACCCACCAGGUGGUGGUACCACAGAUUAUGCAGUUGCAGUUUUUCAUGAAGGUUUACUUACUAAAAGAUACGAAUGCUAUUUAGAGCCGUACACACGAUUACCAAUGAUGUACAUAGAGGAUUGUCUAUCAGCACUUUUCCAGUUUCUAAACGCUCCAAACGAACAAUUACAAAGAAGAGUAUAUAAUGUAACUGCCAUGAGUUUCACACCCGAAGAAUUAUUUAGUGAAUUUAGAAAACACGUUCCCGACUUACAAAUUUCAUAUAAACCAGAUGCAAGACAAUAUAUUGCUGAAGGUUGGCCACAAGUUUUUGAUGAUAGUGAGGCGCGCCGAGAUUGGGGUUGGCAACACAAGUACAACUUAGAAAAACUUGUAGAAUCAAUGGUACGCGACGUAAAGAAAAAUUUGCCAAACAAAAGAUCAUUAAAAGAGGUCAACAGUUAUAUAUAA
Eufriesea mexicana is the source of this 1107-nucleotide messenger RNA. It is a transcript of the gene Tdh, whose product is annotated as L-threonine dehydrogenase. The record is from RefSeq and is a predicted model, not a curated record. Bases 1 to 1107 code for a protein of 368 amino acids. The transcript is spliced from 5 exons. Gene Ontology annotation, biological process: L-threonine catabolic process. Lineage: Eukaryota; Metazoa; Arthropoda; Insecta; Hymenoptera; Apidae. Gene Ontology annotation, molecular function: L-threonine 3-dehydrogenase activity.